GGUUCUAAUGCAAAAUCACCUUCCUAAUUUUCCCCUAAGAUAUUUCCCCUCUUUUUCUUCUCCUCGAUCAGUGGGGCUCUUCUUCUCCCCCAGGAAACCCCUCUGAUUCUGCUUCAAAUUCCAUUCAAUUUUCACAUCAAAAUUUCCAUUUCAUGAUCGAUUUCAUGCUUCCUCAAGGUAUCCAUAGUUUUUUCUGGUUUAGAUCACCGUGAUCCGUUAAGAAUUGAUGUUCUGCUGCCGAUUCGAUUAAUACAUCAAUAGUUGAAGAACAAUGACCACAACGGUAGAUUGGUCAGAAUUACAACCGGAAUUGAUCGAAUCAAUCGCACAUAAACUCAAAAUUCACAAAGAUUACAUCGGAUUCCGAUCGGUUUGUUCGAAUUGGCGAAAAUCCACCUCCAAAACCCCAAAACACCUCCCCUGUCAACUCCCAUGGUUAAUGUUUCCCCAACAGAACCAACAAUCACAUUUACGCUUGUUCUUCAGCUUAUCCGAGGAUAAAAUCUACCGCAUCAGUCUUCCAGAAGCCUCCUUUUUUCGUCGUAGAUGCGGUUCCUCCCACGGUUGGCUGGUUUACCUUGAAGAAACGCCUGCGGUUUUCGUUAUAAACCCGUUAACACGUGUGAAACAUCAUCUUCCGCCUUUAUGUUCGUUUCCUAAUGUUGUCAACUUUAGUGUCUAUGAUGUUGGAAGAGAAUAUACUCUUAAAACAGUAGAAGGUGAUGUGUAUACAUGUAGUUUGAAGGAAAUGCGCGACUCGUUUAUUAAAAAAGUGGUGUUUUCGUCGAGCCCGUCUGAUAAGGAUUUGGAUUAUUAUGCGCUUGCCAUUGUUAACCAGACGGGUGAUCUUGCGUACUGUAAGAAGGGUGAUAGUGUUUGGAAGUUUAUAGAUGAUGCACAGGCGUAUUGUGAGGAUGUUGUGUUUCACAAAGGGUGUUUUUAUGCUGUGAGUAAAUAUGGAACGAUUGCGGUUUGUGACGUUUGUGGAGGCAAAGAUUUGCCGAAUGUUUCUUUUAUUCAUACGCCGUUGCAGGUUGGUGGUGAUAUGCAGUAUCUUGUCAGUUUGGGUGAUGAGUUGCUGUUGGUGACGCGGUAUUUGGAGCUGGGAUUUGAUGUUGAACAGCAUCAGCUUGAUAUUUUUUACAAAACGACUGAGUUUCGUGUGUUUAAGCUGGUUUUGAAUGACGACGUGAUGUGGGAAAGUGUUUAUGAGUUGGAUGAUUGGGCUUUGUUUGUGGGAGAGAAUUCGUCAGUUGCGAUUCGGGCUUCUGAUUUUGAAGGGUGUAAAGGGAAUCAAAUUUAUUUUACGGAUGAUUAUUCAGAGUGGAAUUAUGAUGGCGCGAAUGGGGAUCAUGAUUUGGGCGUUUAUGAUUUGGAAGAUGGUAGUGUUGCAGCUUUGCCAUGUUAUACAAGAAAGUUUUACAAUGGGAGACGAUGGCCGCCUCCGAUUUGGAUCACUCCAAGUCUGCAUUGAUUUUAUAAGUUUCUAAUACUAAAAGUCUCUGCUGUUUGUGUUGUAUAAUAUCAUGCAUUUGGUAUAUAGUUUCGGUCUUCAUUUUGUUGGUUAUGUGUAUGUAAAUAUACUACUAUCUAUAUUGAAAUGUUGGUUAUGUGUGCGUAAAUGUACAAGUUAAUAGGUUAAAAUUGUUGCCGUUA
Molecule: messenger RNA, 1656 nt
Organism: Helianthus annuus (common sunflower)
Lineage: Eukaryota; Viridiplantae; Streptophyta; Magnoliopsida; Asterales; Asteraceae
Product: F-box protein SKIP23
Exons: 2
Coding region: 272-1474 (400 amino acids)
Source: RefSeq, a predicted model, not a curated record